Phyllopteryx taeniolatus (common seadragon) is the source of this 6298-nucleotide messenger RNA. It is a transcript of the gene vgll4a, whose product is annotated as vestigial-like family member 4a. The record is from RefSeq and is a predicted model, not a curated record. Gene Ontology annotation, molecular function: transcription coactivator binding. The transcript has 6 exons. Gene Ontology annotation, biological process: negative regulation of DNA-templated transcription. Bases 247 to 1041 code for a protein of 264 amino acids. Lineage: Eukaryota; Metazoa; Chordata; Actinopteri; Syngnathiformes; Syngnathidae.
AGGGCGCCAUAGAGCUCUUUGUCCACAUACUGAGACAGACAAGACAACAUACGCAAGUUGGGCUAAUCAUGUUAUUGUUGUGCCUGGGAAACUUGACGCUUUUGUAGAAGUUAUAUUGACGGCCAAAGCUACUGUUGCUGGACACAGUGGACGCACCGCAUCUUCACUUUCUUUAGGAAAGAAGUUUGCUGUCUUCACCGGUGUUGCCUGCUAGCGUCGAUGUUGGCAGCUAGCCUGUUCGUGUAAAUGCUGUUGCCUAGAAUGGACCUGUUGAACCCUCAGUACCUGGACAAGAUGAACAAUAACAUCGGGAGACUGCACUAUGGAGAUGAGUCCAGGACACCUUCGCUGCCCACUGCUAUUCCAAACGUAAGCGGGCCGCCUCCGCUCUGCCCAAGCAAACGGAAGUAUGGCGAUGAACAAAAGGACCAAAUGAAUUGUGAUGAUGACCACAUGACUAAAAUGAGCAGAUUGUUUGCAACUCACCUGGCUCGUCCCUCUGCUGGAGACAACAGUGGUGAGCACUGGAGCCUGAGCAACAAUCCGGUGGAGCCCAUCAGCUCUUCCUCCAACGGUCUCCAUGGGAACCAUCUCUAUGCUUCCAUUUCUGGGUAUGCUGUGGACCAGCCGCUAGCGCUGACCAAAGGCAGUCUCGACAACACAGUCGGUGGCAGAGAUUGGUCUGUUGUCAGUGCAGCUGUUGAGCGGCAGCAGAAUCGCCCCUCUGUUAUUACCUGUGCUCCUGCAAGCAACCGCAAUUGUAAACUCUCUCACUGCCAUAUGAAUGGCUGCUCUCUGAGCCCAACCUCUGAUGAGAAGAAGAGCAAUGCUAACACAGUUUGCGAUCCUGUGAUUGAGGAACACUUCCGGCGUAGCCUGGGAAAAAACUACAAAGAAGCAGACCCUGUGACCAACCCGGCGUCCAACUCUGUCUCCAUCACAGGGUCAGUGGAUGACCACUUUGCCAAGGCACUGGGAGACGCCUGGAUCCAGAUCAAGGCCAAAGGUGGGGGUCAUCAGGUCCCAGAAGCCGAUCCAUGAAGAGGUGAAAAAAGGUUCCAAUCACUUGUGGAGGUCAUAUUCACGUCAUCAUUUCAGUAUCAAAUAUCUGCAAUGUAAGACUUGGCUUUCGUCUUAUUGAGUGUAAGGUCUACUUUUUAUCUGAACUCUUGCCUUACAACAGAACUCUAACCAGAAAAAAUAAUGAUGCCUACAUUGGGUCGUGUUAGCUGUUAAAUUAUAAAUGGAUAGAUUUUUCCAUCAAUAAUGAGAAAAGCAGAACUAACAAGAAAAAAUGGUCACCUUUUUAUAGGUAAUGUUCUGUUUGUUUACCUGCCUUUGCAGCCAAAUAAACGUCUCCCUGCCUUUCAGCAUGUAAGCCAUACAUGUUUUAUGGCUAGAUACUUUCAUCUACAGUGGGUACGGAAAGUAUUCAGACCCCCUUAAAUUUGUCACUCUUUGUUAUAUUGCAGCCAUUAGCUAAAAUAAUUUAAGUUCAUUUUUUUCCUCAUUGAUGUAGACACAGCACGCCAUAUUGACAGAAAAAAAACGGAAUUGUUGACAUUUUUGCUGUGACACUCAUAUAUUUAACUUGGGUGCUGUCCAUUUCUUCUGAUCAUCCUUGAGAUGGUUCUACACCUUCAUUGGAUUCCAGCUGUGUUUGAUUAUACUGAUUGGACUUGAUUAGGAAAGCCACACAUCUGUCUAUAUAAAACCUUGCAGCUCACAGUCCAUGUCAGAGCAAAUGAGAAUCAUGAGGUCAAAGGAACUGCCUGAAGAGCUCAGAGACAAUUGUGGCAAGGCACAGAUCUGGCCAAGGUUACAAAAAAAAAUUCUGCUGCACUUAAGGUUCCUAAGAGCACAGUGGCCUCCAUAAUCCUUAAAUGGAUGACGUUUGUGAUGACCAGAACCCUUCCUAGAGCUGGCCGUUCAGCCAAACAGCAAUUGGGGGAGAAGAGCCUUUGUGAGAGAGGUGAAGAAGAACCCAAAGAUCACUGUGGCUGAGCUCCAGAGAUGUAAUCGGGAGAUGGGAGAAAGUUCUAGAAUGUCAGCCAUCCACCAGUCGGGGCUUUAUGGCAGAGUGGCCUGACGGAAGCCUCUCCUCAGUGCAAUACACAUGAAAGCCUGCUAAAAAACACCUGAAGGACUCCAAGAUGGUGAGAAAUAAGAUUCUCUGCUCUGAUGAGACAAAGAUAGAACUUUUUGGCAUUAAUUCUAAGCGGUAUGUGUGGAGAAAACCAGGCACUGCUCAUCACCUGUCCAAUACAGUCCCAACAGUGAAGCAUGGUGGUGGCAGCAUCAUGCUGUGGGGGUGUUUUUCAGCUGCAGGGACAGGACGACUGGUUGCAAUCGAAGGAAAGAUUAAUGCGGCCAAGUACAGGGAUAUCCUGGAUGAAAACCUUCUCCAGAGUGCUCAGGACCUCAGACUGGGCCAAUGGUUCACCUUCCAACAAGACAAUGACCCUAAGCACCCAAAGCACCCUAAGCACCUAAAAUAACACGGGAGUGGCUUCAGAACAACGACGUGACUGUUCUUGAAUGGUGCAGCCAGAGCCCUGACUUAUCCCAUUUGAGCAUCUCUGGAGAGACCUGAAAAUGGCUGCCCACCAACGUUCACCAUCCAACCUGACAGAACUGGAGAGGAUCUGGAGGAAUGGCAGAGGAUCCCCAAAUCCAGGUGUGAAAAACUUGUUGCAUCAUUCCCAAAAAGACUCACGGCUUUAUUAGCUCAAAAGGGUUCUUCUUCUAAAUACUGAGCAAAGCGUUUGAAUACUUAUGGCUGUGUGCUAUUUCAGUUUUUCUUUUUUAAUAAAUCUGCAAAAAUGUCAACAAUUCCGUUUUUUUUCUGUCAAUAUGGGGUGCUGUGUGUACAUUAAUGAGGAAAAAAAUAACUUAAAUGAUUUUAGCAAAUGGCUGCAAUAGAAAAAAGGGUGAAAUAUUAAAGGGGGUCUGAAUACCUUCCAUACCCACUGUACAUUGUUUCAGAUUUAAAUCCAUGCUAAAUUUGCUUCUGUAUUACUUGAAAAUAUGUUUCCCCGUCUCAUUUGCACUAUUACACCUCUAAUAGCUUAUGUAGCAGGUUACCAGUUUUGUGAUUCAGAACCUGUUUUAUUUUAUUUUUUAUUUUUUAAAAUUGUGAUAAUCCAAUUGAGAGUUGUUUACCUGAAUUCAAAUAUCCAUGUUAACAUGGAAGCCUGGCAGUGAAUACACUAGAACAAUCCACUUUCUGCCCCUGAACUGGACUCCAUUUCUCUGUUAAAUAAUUGUAGUUAAUUGCCUAUAUGAGCUCUUUGAUGUAGUAAUCUAAUCCUAAUAGAGGUCUAACUCAAAAGCAUGUUUCAAAUAGCUGGAUUCUAUCACAAACCUUGCUAAAUAUUUACUCAGAAUUUAUUUUUUAUCUAACAUUGUAGAAAAUACUCACUGCUGGUACAGUUGUACUCAAUAUAUUUUUUGUAUCUGUUUCACAUUCUGGCAAGGAGAUGUGUCUCUUGACAUCCUCUUUAAACCACAGCCUCUGGCAAGGUUGUCUGAAUGCGGUUUGCUAGGCAACGUUGCUUCUUUACUCAGCGUAGCUGGAUGCUACAUCUUCGCAUGAGACUGAAAGUGACUAAAUCUGAGCUUCUGUUGGUGUUGACUCUUAUUUAUUCUGGGCAUAGGUGAGACCAAGUCAUUGCUUUGCAAAUCACAAGUCAGUCACAAGUCCCAAGUCAAGUCACAAGUCCUAGACUUUGAGUUUCACUUUGAGUUUGCAACUUGACUUUGAGUUCAAAGUCAAGGAUUUACGACUUGACUCGGGACUUUAGGGCAAAGACUUGAGAUUUGACUUGUAAUUUGCAAAGCAAUGACUUGGUCUCACCUCUGAUUCUGGGCACAUUGGUUUCUUGGAGUUCAGUAAAACCAAAUUCUCAAUUUAUUUCAAAGCCCGUCUCCAUUUUCCCCAAACCGAAUUGCGGCAUUUUCUUUCCAACAGGGGCGUAAAUGCAAAAGUAAUGUUUUUAUUAACUUGCCAUUUGGCAACAGACCUGGCAGAACUGUCACCCCCUACUGACAGUAACAUACUAUUUGUGUUUUUUGAGGGAUUUAACUGACUGAGUCAUUGUGUGACUUAUAGAAAAGGUGCGUUCCACAUAGUUUUUGUUUUGUAGUUUGUUUUUGUAAAUUGUCUUGACAUGAUCACGGUAGAUUAUUGUAUUUGCCAACACUGACAGGGGAUUGUAAAUUCUAUAGUUAAAAAAAUAUACAGUGCCGUGAAAAAGACUAGUUUCUUAAAUUUUUCAUAGUUCCCCCACUUUAAGAUCAUCAAACAAAUGGAAAUAUCAGACAAAUAUAACCCAAAUGAACUCAUAAUUAUGUUUUCAAAUGGUGAUUUCAUUUAUUAAGGAAAAACUAUUCAGUGUUACCCGACCCUAUGUGAAAAAGUAAUGGGCCCCUAAACCUAAUAACUGGUUGGGCCAUCAUCAGCAGCAACAACUGAAAUCAAGUGUUUUCUAUAACUGGCAAUCAGUCUUUCACAUCUCUGUGGAGCUAUUUUGGUCCACUCUUCCUUGCAGAAUUGUUUGAAUUCUGCAAAAAUAGAGGGUUUUUGAGCAUGAACAGCCUUUUUAAGGUCUUGCCACUGCAUUUCAAUCCAAGUCUGGACUUUGACUAGGCCACUCCAAAACCUUAAUUUAGUUUUUAUAAGCCAUUCAGAAGUUAACUUGCUGGAGUGUUUUGGAUCGUUAUUCUGCUGCAGAACCCAAGUGUGCUUCAGCUUGAGGUCACAAACUGGUGGCUGAACAUUCUCCUUCAGGAUUUUCUAUUAAAGAGCAGAAUCAAAGCAGCCCAAGACAUUCGCACUACCACCACCAACACGUUUGACUGUUGGUAUGAUGUUCUUUUUUUGAAACGCUGUGCUACAUUUAUGCCAGACGCACACCUUCCAGAAAGUAAGUAAGUAAAAGUAAGACAAACCUUUAUUUUCUUUUUGGUCAGUAGUGGUUUUUGUCUUGGAACUCUGCCAUGGGUGCCAUUUUUUCCCCCAAUCUCUUCCUUAUUUUUGUGUCAUGAACACUGACCUUAACUGAGGCAAGGGAAGCCUGCAGUUCUUCAGAAGUUGUCCUGAGUUCCAUUGUGGCCGCCUGGAUGAGUCAUUGCUGUUCUCUUGGGGUAAUCUUUGUAGGCCGGCCACUCCUGGGAAGGUUCACCACUGUUUCAUUUUUUCUCCAUGUGAGGAUGAUGGCCCCCAUGAUUCGCUUGGAAUCCUAAAGCUUUAGAAAUGGCUUUUGUAACCCUUUCCAGGCUGAUAGAUGUUAAUUACUUUAAUUGUAGACUGUUCUGGAAUUUCUUUGGAUCAUGUCAUUUUUGUAGCUAUUUUAGAUCUUUUGUCUGACUUGAUUUUGUCGGGACAGAUUCUGUUUAAGUGAUUUCUUGAUUGAACAGGUAUGGAGGGAAUCAGGGUUGGGUGUGAUCACUGAAAAUUAACCAAAAAUUGCGAUUAACCACAAUCAAUUCAAGGGGACAAUUAAUUUUUCCACACAGGGCCAGGUAAUGAAUAUUUUUGUCCUUAAUAAAUGAAAUCAUUUUAAAACAGCAUUUUAAGUUCACUUGGGUUAUAUUUGUCCGGUAUUUACAUUUGUUUGAUGAGCUUAAACAGUAAAGUGGAGAAACUGCAAAAAUAUUUGGCAAUACUUUUUCACAGCACUAAUGUUCAGUGAAUCUCCAUGCAUUUGUAUUAUUCAUUGUUUUUUUGGGGCUGUUACACGCUUUCUUGUCUUCAUAUUUUACCAUACCUUUACGUGACCAUCAUUGCGCGGUGCGGAAUGAUCAUGUGUAUUUUGUUUCUAUUGUGUGAGGCAUAUUCAUGUGUAGCAUGGAAGUGCCCUAUUCUCUUACCAUGCAUUUCAUCUUUUGUAUCACUUAAUUACUUUCCCCAUAGUUAUGAGGUGAUGAACAUGCAGGAACACAUCAGUCUUUUGCGUGAAGAGCUUGGCAAAGUGUCAGAUGUCUGCGAGAACAGUUCAUAGUCUAAGAUUUCUGUGCAUACCACAGUGGGCUGGAGGUUGGGAUCAUCACCGAUUUGACUUGUUUGACACAAGCAGAUGUUUCAGUCAAAUGUUUGGGGUAUUAGCCCAUUAUUAUUAUUAUUUAAUUUCUUUAUUUAGACUGUAUCACAAAGACUUUUUACAAAACGUACUUGUUUCAUGUAUCACCCACACAGAGGAGGGAAAAUGAUGCAUUUUUACACUUUGGUCCAUAUUUCUCUGGAAGAAAAUACCACUGUUUUAUAAUAAAUGUCUUCCAAAUAAACAGAAAAACUUUU